Messenger RNA from Mycena indigotica, 456 nucleotides. Its product is annotated as NmrA domain-containing protein. Lineage: Eukaryota; Fungi; Basidiomycota; Agaricomycetes; Agaricales; Mycenaceae. The record is from RefSeq and is a predicted model, not a curated record. The transcript has 3 exons. Bases 1 to 456 code for a protein of 151 amino acids.
AUGCGCACCUUCAUGCGGCCAGUCAGAGUCUCCGAGGACACUUGGGCCGUCAACCUUCCCCUGCCCCCGACGAGGCGGAUGCCUAUUAUUGACGCUGAGCAAGACUACGGCCUGUUUGUCCGUAAGGCACUCGAGCUGCCGGUCUUUCCCGACAAGCAGACGUGGGCGACAUUUGACGAGCUUAUUAGCUUUGAAGACCAGACGAAGGAGCUUUCAGAGGCGACUGGCAAGAAGGUCGUCUUCAACCAGAUAUCGUCCGCGGUCUUUGGCGAGGGAGUCAAGAGCGCUGGUACUCCGCCACAUAUUGCGCUGGCCAUCGAAGAGGUCUUCACAUCUGUCGGCGAGUUUGGAUACUUUUCGGAGGGCACUGUCGUCUCACAGGAGGGGCUCGCUCGCCAACCGCGGACGUGGAAGCAGUACCUGGAGGCUCAAGAUUGGAGCGAUGUGCUCGUUUGA